Adineta steineri is the source of this 1425-nucleotide messenger RNA. The record is from the annotation of a GenBank genome assembly. NCBI's taxonomy places the organism in Eukaryota, Metazoa, Rotifera, Eurotatoria, Adinetida, Adinetidae.
AUGUCUGAUAUGGCUGGUUGGCAAUUCCAAUGUUCUAACACAACUUGCUUACCAUUUGCCACUAUCAAUGUGUCGAAUAUCCACCAGUGUCAAAUUGCUUGUUUAGCUGAAGUCCAUUGUAAAGCAUUUAGUUUUCAUAAAUCAUCGUCUAACUGCGAAUUAUUUGCUGAUAUAUCAAACCAAAAUGACAAUCUCUUGGUCAAUAUGGACACUAUUACUAUGAUUGUUACGGAUGGAACACGAAUUCCUCUUGAACCGACUACGACAUCAACAACAACAUCAUCAUCUACGUCAUCAUCAACAUCAUCCACAUCGUCAACAUCAACAACAACAUCAUCAUCAACAUCAUCAUCAACAUCAACAACAACAUCAACAACAACAUCAUCAUCAACAUCAACAACAACAUCAUCAUCAACAUCAUCAUCAACAUCAUCAUCAACAUCAUCAUCAACAUCAUCUACAUCGUCAACAACAAGAACUACUACUUCAUCAUCAACAUCAUCCACAACGUCAACAACAUCAUCAUCAACAACAACAGCCGCCUGCAGUACGUUUCUUAAUCAAACUACUUACCCAGUUGGCACUGGCCCUCAAGCAGUAGCAGUCGUCGAUGUGAAUAGCGAUAAUAAAUCCGAUAUUAUUGUUAUGAACUAUGGUUCGAACACCGUCGGUGUUCUUCUCAACACAGGCAAUGGUACCUUUAAGACUCAAACUACUUACACAGUUGGUACUCAACCACAAUCAGUAGCAGUCGUCGAUGUGAAUAGCGACAGUAAACCCGAUAUUAUUGUUGCAAACUAUGGUUCGAACAACAUCGGUGUUCUUCUCAACAGAGGCAAUGGUACUUUUAAUGCACAAGCUACUUACGCAGUUGGUAAUCUACCAAUGUCAGUAGCAGUCGGCGAUGUUAAUAGCGACAAUAAAUCCGAUAUCAUUGUUGCAAACUAUGCUUCAAACUCCGUUGGUGUUCUUCUCAACGCGGGCAACGGCACCUUUAAUGCUCAAGCUACUUACACAACUGGUGGUUCUGUAUAUGCAGUAGCAGUCGUUGAUGUGAAUAGCGACAAUAAACCCGAUAUUGUUACUGCAAACACUAAUGCAAACAAUGUUAGUGUUCUUCUCAACGCAGGCAAUGGCACCUUUAAUGCUCAAACUACUUACGUAGUUGGUAUUGCCCCAUAUGCAGUAGCAGUCAUCGAUGUGAACAGCGACAAUAAACCCGAUAUUGUUAUUGCAAACACUUUUUCAAACAACGUUGGUGUUCUUCUUAACACAGGUAACGGCACCUUCAGUGCUCAAACGAUUUACUCAGUUGGUGUUCAACCAUAUUCAGUAGCAGUCGUUGAUGUGAAUAGCGACAAUAAACCUGAUAUUAUUGUUGCCAACUAUGGUUCGAACAGUACCAGUGUUCUCUUCCAUUGUUAA